This is a messenger RNA of Penicillium egyptiacum, 1935 nucleotides long. Lineage: Eukaryota; Fungi; Ascomycota; Eurotiomycetes; Eurotiales; Aspergillaceae. The record is from the annotation of a GenBank genome assembly.
AUGCUCCUCAUUCCUAUCCACAGGAUACUCAUCGCGAUCCUCCUCAUACUCACCCUCUGCUCUGCCGCCGAAGAUACCUCCAGCGAUGCAUCAAACUCAGCUCUGUAUGACAUGGUCCCAGGCUGUGCUAAGGACUGCGUUGAUAGCUUCAUCAAGUCCGAAUAUACACCCAUGGAAUGCAAGUCACCGUCCAAUAUCAAGUGCCUUUGCCGCACCCCGACAACUAGUAGCUUGACAUUGGGGGAAGCGGCUUUGAGCUGUGUUCUGUCUCUAUGCCCACAGACAGUCAUCGCAAAGUCCAAGGCUUAUCACAUAUGCGACUCGGUAUCUGAAGCUCUUCCGAAAACGCACCAGACGAUUACCGCGACGGUCUUUUCUGAUACGAGUACAAAGAAGCCGAGUGAUGCAAAAACUAUUUUGGAGACAACAUCAACUAGCUCCGCUUCGACUACUAAACACACUUCGGAGGCCUCUGUAACAACAUCUACAGCGGACUCAGCAUCGACACCGACAUCAACUACUUCCAGUCAAGCUUCUGAAAUCACAUUCUAUGAUGCUUCUUCAUCUUCAGGGUCUCAGGUGGAACCAACAUCCUCUACUGGACAAAUUUCCAGCAGCUCUUCUGAAGAUACGAAUAAGAAAGGUGAUCAUGGUAUCACUCCAGCGGCGGUCAUCGGAAUGUCAGUAGCAUCAGGUGUGGCGGGGUCUUUCAUCAUCGGUGUCGCUGUGUUUUUCUGCUGCAAGAGGUGGCGACGAAAACAGCGGGAACAGGCGACGCCACAUGUUUUCGAGAUCGGAGGCGCCAUGUCUGAGCCUUCUGACUUUUUGAAACCCAUGCCACGGCUCCCAGCAGACGGUUCGGGCCCAGGGUCUUCAUACAGCCCAGCGGGUGACCGCGAGAUAAUACAGCGGCCGCGUACUUUCCAUUCAAUGUCAAGCGUUCAACCAGUGUCGCGAUACUCACCGCAUUCCGCUACUGUACACCAAUCGGGCCAGAGCAAAGAACCUGAAUACCAAGAACGAAUAGGUUUUGCAAUCAGCUCCGAAUCGGACUGGGAGUCUUCGCCUCGGACACAAUCGUCACAGCACAGCGUAGCACGACUACUCCCAGAUCCUAGAGCUGGACUAUACCCAAAGCCGCUUAAAUGGAGUCAUCGCCCACCUAGUGGAGAGACUCUCUUUGAAGAAGACGAAAGUCAACAAGCUGCGGCUGCGGCGGCAACAGCAGGAAUGAUGCAAAACAACUCCCCGAGACCAGGGAUCCAGCCGAAACUCGCAGGACUGCCAGCCAAUCCACGCGCAUUCAAAAAGGAACCCGCAGCAGGCAACUUCAAGCAAAGAUCCGGGGCCCCGAGUGCCCUAGCACCCCCGUUCAAUCCCAACCCAGCCUUCAGAGCCUCCACAUCAGACAGUAGCGCUGCACCCAAUGAAAGCUCCGAAACCUCCGAAACCUCACAGACCUCCUACUCCUCCCUAAACCCGAACAUUCUCUUCGCCGCCCCUGCCAACACCACCCAUACCCAACUCCAGGAGCGCAGCUUGUCACCAGGACGACAGGCGCCUCAACCCUGUCCCAGCCCAUCAUCGUCAUCAACCCUCCCUCCAGGCUCGGAGAUGGUGUCCAGGCCGCGGAUCGUCCGCGGAAAUGACAUCAGACGUGUCGAGAUUCGCAACAGUCCACGACCCCCCAGCGAAGUCGUCGCGCCAUACUGCCCAGAUGAUCUGUGGCUGGAGCGUGGACGCGCACUCGCGCCGCCGAAGCCCCGAGAACCGUCUGGGGAACUGCCGUAUCCUUCAGAUAUGUUCCCGGGUGCAGUGCAUUAUCCUGACAGUCCGAAGAAGCAAGCCGGCGCUGCGUCGAAUGGGGUUUCUCCGACUAGUCGGAAUUUGACGCCGUCGAGGAGGGGCGAUGAUUUGAUUCUUCGUGUUGAUUAG